AUGCUCAAAAUCCCUUGUAAGUAUCAUCCAAAUUCAUUUGUGGAAAGAAUAUGUGCAAGUUCAUCUUGCAAAAGAGAUCCUACAUUGUGUUGGGAAUGUAUGAUUGAUGAAGCCGAUCAUGCUAGAAAUCAUCGCGAUGUUAUGAUUGAUUUUGACAAUUUCACUACUAGACUGGAUGAGGAGUUCAGAAAUGUGUUGGAGAAGAGAAAGAAAGAUUAGCAAUUGGCAAUUGAAGGACAUUUAAAGUUAUUACAAACUAAACAAGAUUUCAUCGAUAGAUAUGAAUCAUAGAUCAAUAACAGGAAAUGCUGGGUGGAUUACAUUAUAGCAGACACAACCAAUCUCUUAACAUAACUAUUAGAAAAAGUGAAGUCCGAACUAUAUGAACACUACAACGAAAGAUUUCUACAAUAUUAAAAUUCGUUAAACUUUCUGGUUUAAUCUAUUCAACAUAGGUACGGUUUAGUUCCACUUCCUACUAAAGAAGAAAUGCUCCAAACAUUGGAGGAGUUGUCCAAAUAAAAUAAGGAAUGCAACACAUAUGUGACUGACUUGAAGGUUAAAUUACUACCUCCUGAAGACUUAGGCAAAAACUUGGCAUUUAUAGAUACUUUUUAGGAGUUCCAAAUCUAAAAUGAAAUAGUAGAAGAAUUAGAAAAAUAAUGGGCAGACACACCAUAAGCUGAUCCUGAAAAUCCAACAUUUUAAUAGGAAUAAAACUUUGUUGAAAUUAUGAAUUCAAUCAGGCAAUAAUGUGAAGUGCUUAUGGAUGAAUUCAAAGUUUAAAUCAACUUGAAAGACUUAAUACUCUCAAGAAAUACUCAAUAUUAAAAUCCUGAUGAAUCUUUGAACAUCCUAAGUGAUGUCAGGAAUUAAAAUUCUGAUCAAAAAUUAACAAAAACCCAAAGAUAAUACGACAGUCCAAAACUAUUCGAAACUGUUUAACCUAACUCUCCUGUUUAUAAUGCUGGAAUUGAAAAUACUAAUUCGUAGGCCUUAAAAUUUUAAUCCAGUUAAUAAAGUAGAAUUUCAACCUCCUCACGCAUUAAAUUUUAUAGAUCUGUCGAAACAGCUUAAAUGAGAGGUGUUACGAGUUUACUGUAAGUGGAUUAGAGGAAUAUCGCUUCAGGUAGCAGAGAUAAAACAAUAAGAAUCAAUAAUCUAGAAGUUCCUUAACAAAGUUUCACUUUAGAAGGCCAUGUUGAUCAAGUUACAGCUCUCUGUAUGUUCUAAGAAAAAUUAUUGAUUUCAGGAGGAGGAAACCUUGACUCUUCAAUAAUCAUUUGGUCUUUGUCAACUAGAAAGUAGAUAAACAAAUUAACAGGACAUUAAUCUGGAAUUACUUCUCUAAUUGAAUUAUCUGAUAAUCAUAGCAUUUUGAGUGGCAGCUACGACAAUUUGGCUAUUAUUUGGAAUGUCACUUCAGGUAAAUCCCUUUGUGCAUUGAAAAAACACACAGCUAUGGUAUCAUGCUUACAACUUGUCAAAAGAGAUAUUGUUGUAACAGGUUCAUGGGAUAGAACUUUAGCUAUUUGGUAAUUGUACUUUGAAGGAGAAGAGAUAGUUUCUGCUUCUUACUUAAGAGAUAUUAAAACUGAGGGAGCUGUGUUAUGCGUCAAAAAGUAUUCUGAAAGAAGUAUCAUUUUUGGAGGAACUUCAAAUAAGGUUUCAGUGGUGGAUUGGAUGAAUGGAGAGAUCAAACUAAAGUUAAAUACAUCUCAAUUUGGUAUUUGUGAUAUCAUUUGUUCUGAUUAUCUAUUGGGAUUAGGGGCUAGUGAUUCUACCAUUAGAUUGUGGGUGAACAACUAAGAAAUCGAGGUCUAUAGGGAUCAUAAAAUUAUUAUUAAUAAUUAUAACACCAAUCCAAAAAUGAUAUAGGUCAGCAAGAAUCAGAUUGCUGUUAUUAAUAAUAAAGACGAAUAGCCCCAUUUCAAUAUAUUUAGUAUUGAAUGA
Paramecium tetraurelia is the source of this 1953-nucleotide messenger RNA. RefSeq lists its product as uncharacterized. The record is from RefSeq and is a predicted model, not a curated record. Lineage: Eukaryota; Ciliophora; Oligohymenophorea; Peniculida; Parameciidae. The transcript is spliced from 3 exons. Gene Ontology annotation, molecular function: protein binding.